UAUUUUAACGCCCACUUUCCCUUACUCUUUCCUCCAUGCUUCCUCUAACAUCUAUAAAUUAUUGAAUUUUGAUCCAUAACUUUGAUAAUAAGAUUGAGAGAGAACAUACCUUAGGAAACAAUUUCAGAUCUGGAACAUAACCUACAUACUGAAAACUUGUUUUCUAUUGAGGUGUUCAUCUCUACAUACUGAAAACUUUAUAGUUGUGAUCACCAACCAUGAGUAAAGCUUUGACAACUUUGUUGUUUUCUUGUAUUCUGUUCUCUCUCUCUGUUUCAUCCUAUGCUCAGACCUGUAACUCCUACACUUUUUCCUCUAACACGGUAUAUGCCUCAUGCCAAGACCUUCCUGUACUGAAUGCAUUCCUUCACUAUAACUAUAGCAGUACAGCCAACACACUUGAUCUUGCAUAUAGAGUCACUGGAGCCACAGCUACAAAUUGGAUUUCUUGGGCUAUCAACCCUAGUGGACAACAAAUGAAAGGGUCACAAGCCCUUGUGGCCUUUCAAAACUCUUCUGGAGCCAUGCGGGUAUAUACAUCCUCAGUAGAAAGUACUGGUAUUUCUACGCUGUCAGAGAGUACUUUGAGCUUUGGGGUGUCUAAUCUCAAUGGAUCAUUUGUGAACGGUGAAAUGACCAUAUUUGCUACUUUGACACUUAGUAGUGGCAUGACAACUGUGAACCAAGUCUGGCAAGUUGGUCCAGUCAGUGGAGAUAAUCCUCAAUCGCAUGAUAUCAGUUCCAAUUCAGCUAACAAGCGAUCAGUGGGCACUUUGAAUCUUCUUGAUGGAACAACUUCUUCAGGAGGAGGAACCAGUUCAAAGCUUCGAAGACAGAAUGUUCAUGGAGUACUAAACGCUGUUAGUUGGGGAACAUUGAUGCCUUUGGGAGUGAUCAUUGCUAGGUACCUGAGGGUGUUUAAGUCAGCAGAUCCAGCAUGGUUUUAUCUGCAUAUUGCAUGCCAAACUUCUGCCUAUGUUGUUGGGGUGGCCGGCUGGGCAACGGGUAUGAAACUAGGCAGCGACACUAGCGUUCACAAUUAUCCACAUAGGAACAUUGGCAUAACCCUCUUCUGCCUUGCAACACUUCAGGUGUUUGCCCUGCUUUUGCGGCCAAAGAAGGAUCACAAAUAUAGAUUAUAUUGGAACAUCUACCACCAUGCAAUUGGAUACACUGUCAUUAUUCUGAGCAUUGUUAAUGUCUUUAAGGGACUUGACCUCUUGGAGCCUGAAAAGAAGUGGAAGAAGAUAUAUACCGCGAUUCUAAUUUUCUUGGGCUUCAAUGCAGCUAUGUUGGAAGCUUUUACUUGGUACAUUGUCAUAAAAAGGAAAAAGACAGGCUCUGACAAGUACCCUUCCUAUGAGAAUGGAGCGAACGGCACCAAUGCGUAUGGUGCGAGAGCACAGCCGGGAGUGUAGUUUGUAGAUUAGAACAUCUUUCUUAGAUGCCAUCGGUGAGGGUAUUUGGGUGUCCCACUUAUUUGGGAGAGUUUAUUACUUUUAUUUUAUUUGAUUUUAGCUGCUACCUAGUAGUUGAUGUUUGGAGAUUCGUAGGGUGUAAUUUAUUGCAGUAUAUAGAUUGACUUCCUAUUUUGUUA
Molecule: messenger RNA, 1597 nt
Organism: Quercus robur (English oak)
Lineage: Eukaryota; Viridiplantae; Streptophyta; Magnoliopsida; Fagales; Fagaceae
Product: cytochrome b561 and DOMON domain-containing protein At5g47530-like
Exons: 3
Coding region: 219-1418 (399 amino acids)
Source: RefSeq, a predicted model, not a curated record